This is a messenger RNA of Lepisosteus oculatus (spotted gar), 5159 nucleotides long. The record is from RefSeq and is a predicted model, not a curated record. NCBI's taxonomy places the organism in Eukaryota, Metazoa, Chordata, Actinopteri, Semionotiformes, Lepisosteidae.
AGUAACUGUUUACUUUUUUAGGAUUAACAAACCAGGUGGGUUUGAUUUUACUGUGUACACUGGAGUUUCAGAAUCCAGACUGACCGUAUGUAUUGACCGUAUAUGGAGAGUAGAAACGCGGGGCUGUUAAUUUCAGAAAAAGAACUAUUGUUUCUGAAGAUAAUUUGCUCUGGGAGGCCAAAGAGAGGAAGGCUGUACAAAUUUUACUGUCGGAUUCUGACAGGGAAGGCGUGUGAUUAGCUGGAGUCAUGAGGCUGAACUCCUCAGAGUGGUUUUAAUCAACAGUCCACCAGAAGCUCCUUUCUCUGAAGUGGAAAAAACUUUUUUUUUCUGCUUUAACUCGGGUUAGACUGCUCUGCUUGUAUCCGAAAAUGUAAUAUAUUGUAGCUUGGUUGUAAGACUGGAUUUACAGUGGGGUUAUAUUUUCGUCAAGAAAACGACAUUUUUAUUUUUGAAUCUUACUGGACAGCCUACAUUGAUGGAUAUUCUUUAAAAUACUUUUUAAAAACUGAACUACAAAGCAACAUUGAAACCUUUAGGGAUAAAAUGAAACAGAAGUGUUUCUUGCCUUUAAUGUUCAUUUACAAUGUGCUUUUUACACCUCACGGUAUUGCCUCAAUUUUUAAGUACUUUCAAGUACUGCCUCUACGGCUCCUUCAAGUGGAAUGCAGAAAAGAAGAAGUGGAAAAAGUGUCCCUGAACAAGGCUGGAGGCACCAGGAGAGCUAUUAUCCUGACUGGAUUCCACUUAGCGACAGAUUCCGAGGUUCAGCUUUUUCAGCAUUCGCUUGAGCAGCAUGGUUAUGCUGUCAGUCUGUCAAGAUCUACAGAAGCUAGCCCUUUUCUCAUGCCAGAAACCAACGAGCAAGGUAACAAUACUUGGGAUAUCCUGAUAUGCUUGCAAAGUUCUGAAAAAAGCUGCCUCAAAAGAAUGAAGUUUCAUCAACUAAAACCUCAUCAGAAGGUCAACAUGAUACCUGAAUUGAAACAAGCUUUCUCCAGUAAAGAUGGACUCUGCCUUUUUCAAUCCAAUGAAUGGUUGUCAGACCUGAAGCUUCCAAUUGCUUCUUCUGCCUGUGCAGCUCACAGUGGUCAGCCAAGAGAUACCAACAGCUCUGCCAAGAAUGAAUGGAUGAGGUCCAGCGUCCCUGGGAGUCCUUCAGUGGGACAAGGUGUUUUUGCCUUUGUCAAAGUCUAUGUGCUCAUCACGUCGGUAACACCUCUCACAGCCUUCUUUCAUUCCACUGGACUGGUGAGGAGUGAGCCUGUCAAAAACAGCUAUUCAGCUAAGUUGCAGACAUUAUUUCAGAAAUACCUUGGAACAGAUGCCUCGCUUCAAGCUUUGAAAAACAUCAAGGAAGCCAUAAGCAAGAUUUUAAUGGCAGCAGUUCUGUCUAGUGAAACAUCUGCAAAAACAAAAUCUUUAACAAGAUGCAGAUUCUGUUUUCAGAUGAUGACCUUCACAGUAAGCUUGAACUCCUCUCUGGUGCCUGAAGUUCUGAAGGUACAUGAUGAAUUAAACUUUGAUGAUGCAGAAGAUCCAGGUUUUGAUGGCCAAAUAAAGAAGUUCUUCCUUGAGGAUACAAUGAACUUUGUGUUAUCCACUUAUGGUGAAAAUGAGAAAGCACUUCAGACUCUAAAGAACACAGUCAGUGAAUUAUGGGGAAAGGAUGAAAGUUACAUUGGAAUACAAGGCCGCUGUCCAACUUCUGAGGACUUUCACUUGAUUAUUCAGUUUCUAAGGCAACUAAAAAAACAAGGACCUUUUGAAUUGCUUUAUCCAUCAGAUUCACCUCAACUCAGAACAUUUCAGGACAAUCUUUCCCAAAGAGUUUAUGGAAGAGAAGAUUCGCUCAAUGAUGCUGCUGCAGUGAAUCACUGUGUCACAGAGUUAUUAGACAGAAUCUACUCUACUCUCUUAAAGAAGAGUCUGGAUCAUUCUCAAAGGACUGCAGAUCCCGAAAAACAAAGUAACAGAAUUCCCCUUGGUGUUGUUGAAAACAUAGAUACUCACCAGAAAGACAGUUUUCAACAAUCAGAAUGUGCCUAUGAGAAGUGUACAGUCCCCCACAUCAGACAGCUGUAUACAGACCCUCCACUGGAACUAACUCCUCGCUUCACCCCCCGGAUCAAAGAGUACUAUUCUGAAGUGCCAUUUGAUGUGGUGAUGGUGAAGAUUAGAGCAGAACCCGUCAACUGUCGCUGCCAGGUGCAUCUGGAGGAGAGGAAGGGACCAAGAACUGCAAACUACCCUGUGGGCCUGGGAAACAGCAGAAUAAGUAUCCUGGUGGUGGAUGAGUCGCAAGCAGAACCUGUUGUCAUGACAAUUUACACUAUCAACAUUUACAGAGAAAACCGUCCCAGUCUUCCAGUGUUCGAUGACUAUGUGAUGUGCGGAUUUGUACAGGAUUGUGGUCUGAUUAUUCGGCCCAAGGAGCCCUGUGGUUUGGAGCCUGUCCCCAGUAUCCCCCCUCCAGGAUAUUUGCAAGGUCACACACAGGCCUGCCUCUCAGGGGAUGCCAGAGGGCGCUGGGUGGUUCCAUGUCUGAGUUGUUCAGACAACAGAACCUGUGACUGGAGGGAGGUAACCUGGCAACCCGACCACUGCUACCACCCUGUACUAGACAGGCUCCAGCUUCAAGCCUGCAUGAAAGAGAGAAAGGUUCUUUUUAUUGGGGAUUCAACGAACCGAGGAAUGAUGUUCUACCUCAUGGAACGUGUGAACGAGACUCUAGAUGAUUGGGACAAAGCUCAUGACACUGUUGUCUAUCAUAAUGUCAAUGAAGGAAAGACUCUUAUCAGCUAUUCUUACUACCCUCAGUUCUGGUUAAGUAAGGACCAAAGGCCCACAUUUGAGAAGGCACUGCAGCACCUAAUUCUGAGAUCCCGCCCGCUUGAAAACACAGAGCAAACAGUGAUUGUUGUUGGAGGAGUUCAAUGGCUCAGUACUGAUCACCUGACAAUCAUACACCGUGUCCUGAAAAGGGAAAACCUUUUGAAUAUACUUGUUGUGAUAAAAACCCUCGGUAUGGGAUUUCAUCUCCACGUUGAUGGGAUCCGGUCUCUUUCACUGAAAGCUGUGCAGGACCUUUAUUAUGAAAACGAGAAGAUUUUAAUUACUGCCCAGCAGCACGGCUAUGAAGUCAUUGACACUUUCAGUAUUACAAUGGGUCGCUUCAAGGAGUUCCUGCAAGGAAGAUGUGCAUGUCACUUUCAUGAGGUAGGGAAGCGAACAUUUUCAGAUGUGCCCCUUCACAGAAAAAUGAAGCUCUCCAGACACUCUGUGAAAGAUUUUAACAGUCACAGCAAGCUACCAGGACUGCAAGACGUUUUGUCCAUUUCAAACUCACCAUAUCAUGUCAAAGGUCCAAUAAAUCAAGUUUAUUCUGAAAUUCUUCUCAGCAGGAUCUGCUUGAAUAAAAGGAGAGAUUCUAGUGCACAGCCCUAGUAGAUAAAGUCUGCAACGAAGACCCAGGCUCCCUGCUUUCCUCUAAGAUUGGUCCAAGAAUGACAUUAACUCACUUUCUGUGCUUUCUGGUUGGCCAAGAGGGGAACAACCAAAGACAUGUGACACCUUUCCUGGCUUUAUGAGAUCAAGAUGUGCCCCUGUAGAUAUGUGGUUUAAGAAUGGCAGAUGGUGAGAGACUGAAAACCAACAGGACUUGAUGUCUUGCCAAAAAUGAAUAAAACAGCUGUAGACAAAGAAAAAUAUUUUGCACACACUUGUGAAAUCUACAUUAGAAUUCACGACUUAUAUCAAACUACUUGGAACACUUACAUUCAGCAUGGCAUGAAGUGCACUAAUCUGUUCAAAUGUCCUUUAAUUGUAGGCAGUGUUAUUUUGAUUCUAUGCUUAAAUGCAAAUGCCUAUGUACCAUGGCAUGUAAUGACAGAAUUAUAUUUUCUUGAAGCCAUUCUUUUAAAUGGACAGUGACUUAAUGGAUAUCCGGCAGUCUGUUACAGACAUGUUUUCUACAUUUAACUUAACUUACCUCACUGAGUUUUAUAUAAUAAAAUAUUAAAUUCCUAGCCAAAGUUCUCUGACUUUUAAAUUGUGACAAAAAUGUCUUAAAAGUUACAUGUACUAUACAAUGUUAAAGUGUUUAUAAAUAUUUUUAUCCUUCAUUGCUUUUGAAAGACAAUAUUUGUAAAGAUUUUUCUUACAAAGUAUAUGUUUUUACCUGUAUAUAUAGGAUAUAUAUCUAGAAUUAUAAUGAAUUGUAUUUUUGCCAGAAGGUCUUUAUUAUUGAAGUCAAAUGUCUGCGCACAAGUAGAAAUUAGACACCAACUACAACCGAUGUCGAUGUAUUUGGAAAUUUUGCAUUUAAUUAAUUGAAUGUCUUAAGUCCUGUUUACAGUAUGUUAGUAUGUCCAGGUUUGCCUUUAGCAUUUCCAGUAUGUGACAUACAUUAUGUGUAUAUAUUUAUCUGUUGACUCUUGAUGUGGUAUUGUAUAUUGCUCUUUACAUACUGUAUUUAAUUCACAUCUCAAGAUUGUGUUUUUAAUGCAAAAAGAGAUAGGUUUAUUUUCCAUCUAUUGCUUUGUACUUGUGAAAUAUAAACACAUUCUGUCUUUUAGACGACAAUUAUGACAAAUUGCAUUCUGCCAGUAUUAAAAAAUGUAUUUGUUUUUAUAGCAGUCUGUCAAAAUAAUGCAGGUUGUUUUUGUUACAUUUUCUGUGUUUUCCUAUUGAAAUACCACACACUCUAAAAGAAUAUAGCAAUUCAAACCUUAUCCCUAGACAUUACAGGCCUUUGAAAAACUCAAUAAUUUCUGUGCUGAAUUGGUUCUUAUUUGCUUAAUUAACCCAUGUGCUGCACAUCACUUUGAUAAUUAAGGAAUUAUUGAGUCAAAGUAAUCCAGGUGCCAAGUUUGACUAGUCCCUUAACUAUAGGAAAAGUAUUCUACAAGGAGCCCACUGAAGCACUGAGAAGAAUUCAUAAUCUGAUUUUGUAUCUAAUCAGACUGCUUCCUAGGAAAGCUUUCAAGUUUUCAAUAGCAAGAAUAUCGUGGUGUCCCGUAAUAGUCAGGGGCAACAUAGUAUUCAAUGUUCCUGCAAAUUUACUGUGUUGACACUGUAAUGUGCUGUAUAGUCUAAUUUUUGAGAAUGCAAUAAAUACAUUCAUUCAAAGCUUGAAUAAAGUGACUAUGACGUGAGUA